GGAGGGAGAAGUAACCCAGCCCACUCCAACAAACCAUUCAAUCCCUGCACUUUGAGCACUCUGAAAACAUCUCCAGAGUUCCGCACAUCCCUAGGGCAUCUCCACAACGGACGGCCCGAGCCAAACUUCCCCAGGGCAGUACGAGGGACCAGCUCCGCUCCUCUUCAGCCAGAGCAGAACGGCAGAACUGUCCCACGCGCUUUCCUCCACUCCGCAACUGGGAUUUUUAAUUUUUUUCCGAUUUUUGUUUUUGCUUUUUAACUUUAAGACUAGUUUUAAUGGUACUAUAAGCCACACACACAUAUACAGACGCAGACACCAGCACACUUUUGUGUUUAGAUUUAGUCAGAAAUAUAUUUUCUUAGAUCUUUUCUCUUUUUAGAACAGGGGCCACACAGCUAGUGUUUUUGUGUUUUCGUUUUUCUAUGUAAGUUUUUACUGACAGUGCUUGCCCAGCACUGCAUCUCCUCAUUCAGGAUGACUCCAGUGUCCCUGCUGCGUGGAAUGCUACUUCUCUUCUCUGGGAUUUUGGCCGGCAACUGCACCUCUGCCCCUUCGGGGGCCGUGGCCGGGAGGGAGCAGGCGCAGCUCGGGACGACUUCGGCAACGGACUGUCCAUCCUGCGCCCUGGCCCACCUGGGCAGGGCGCCCGGCUCGCAAGGGCCAUCCGACAUGGUGGAGGCUGUCAAGAGGCACAUCCUGAACACACUGCGACUGGACGAGCGGCCGAACGUGACGCAGCCUGUGCCGCGGGCCGCCCUGCUCAACGCCAUCAAGAAGCUGCAUGUGGGCCGCGUGGGCGAAGACGGCAGUGUGGAACUCGAGGACGAGAUCCGCGGCCAGGUGGACAUGGAGGAGCUGGCUGAGCAGACCUCUGAGAUAAUCACCUUUGCUGAGGCAGGUGAGUCUCCGGAAGCUGUCAAUUUCCAGAUCUCCAAAGAAGGCAGUGAGAUGAGCCUGGUAGAGCAGGCCAAUGUGUGGCUCUUCCUUAAGCUGGCCAAGAACAACCGCAGUCGGGCCAAAGUGACUAUCCGGCUUCUGCAGCGGCGUGCGGGCCUGGGUGGCAUGGCCGAGGAGACCACCGUGGCGGAGAAGGCGGUGGACACCCGGCGCAGUGGGUGGCACACGCUGCCUGUAUCUGCCGCUGUGCAGGCACUGCUGAGCAAGGGUGGUGGCAUCCUGGGCUUGCGGGUCACCUGCAGCCAGUGCGCCGAUGCUGGGGCUGCGCUGCUGCUGGUCGGCCGUACGGAGCGCGAGCAGUCACACCGGCCAUUCUUAAUGGCAGUGGUGCGGCAGGCUGGGGAGCGACCGCACCAGCGGCGCAAGCGAGGCCUGGAAUGCGACGGCAAGAUCCGCAUCUGCUGCAAGAAGCACUUCUACGUCAACUUCAAGGACAUCGGCUGGAACGACUGGAUCAUAGCCCCACAUGGCUACCACGCCAACUACUGUGAGGGUGACUGCCCGAGUCACGUGGCCGGCAUCACUGGCUCCUCCCUCUCCUUCCACUCCACGGUCAUCAACCACUACCGCAUGCGGGGCUACAGCCCCUUCACAAGCAUCAAGUCAUGCUGCGUGCCCACGCGCCUCCGCGCCAUGUCCAUGCUCUAUUACAACGAGGAGCAGAAGAUCGUCAAGAAGGACAUCCAGAAUAUGAUCGUGGAAGAGUGCGGCUGCUCGUAGGGAUCGGCAGCCUGCGGAUGGCACCCGGCGCUCGAGCAGCAUCGCUACUCGAACAAAUCAAAUAAAAAUAAACAAACAAACAGUGAGACGGAAGGAGAGCAGGUGAAAUAUUUCACGUCUGCCCUCUAGAGAAAAAUAUUUAUUUUUUUGUUUAGAGUUCCGAUGGUGUGACUCCGAUUUGCUUUCGGUCAUUAGCAAAUCUGACGGAUAUUGGCAACUCAGAGCUCUCUCUGAGGCACUUUCAGAAAAAAAGAAUAUAUAAUAAUAUAUUUUUGUUACACAACAGAGGGAGUGGAGAACGGGACAGUGUGUAUUUAUGUGGCCAAGCUGCAGUGUGUCCUGUCUUUCUGCGUGGCAAUAAAUGAGAUUCCUGUUGCCUAAAGAAAAAAAAUCUCAAAGCUAUGCAACUUGUCAAGUAUUAUGGUUUGAAUUUUUGUGAUCGUUUUGUUUUCUGAACUGUGUAUCUUUUCAAACAAAAAGGAGAAACCUUUUUGAUACAUAUUUUGGUGUAUGUUUUGUGUUUUUGUCAUUGAAAGAUACUUGAAAGAAACAAGUUUGACCAGCUGCUGGAGCCAAACACUUCUCUAUAUUAUUAUUAUUAUUAUUAUUAUUAAUAUUAUAAUAAUUAUUAUUAUUAUUGCCAUUGUUGUUUUCAUUGUCAGUGUUGUUAUUGUCUUUUUUUGUUCGACAUCUUCUUCUUGCCUCGUUUCCUAAAAAAAAAAAUGUUCUAAGCGUUUACAAUUUGCACUAUACAAACAUUUUGAUUAGCCUAGUCACAAUUAUAAUAUAUAUCGGAAUACAGAGGAGUUGCACUUAAGAAUGGCUAAACCUGCGGAGCACAUAAUAAAAUAAGAGCCAACAGUGACAAUGUUAACCCAAGUACACGCAUACGCAUCUAUAUAUUCAAUUAUACUCUUCUGUUUUUGAGAGAACACCAAAGAUGCUUGUCGAAAGUGUGAGGCCCUCAAAGUGUCCAGUCCAGUGAAGCAAUCUCCCUCGGUUUUAUCUUCCCACCUGCAACGUGUCCUUUUGUCCUUAGUAGCUUUGGUCCUUAACUCUUCACGCAUAGAACCCAAAGUAUAUUUCUGUACUGCUAUUGCAGUGAUUGGCAGUCGUCCAUAAACAGAGAAAAGGCACUUAUGACCAAUGUUGUGGUGAUGUGUGUGUUCUAAUGAAUGUGCAGCAUUAAUAUCAUCAAUGAUAUUCAAAAAAGCACUCUGUGUCUGUUUUAUUAUAUGAUGCAAGGAAUUUCUUAUUGUGAUUUCCACAAGUAUUGGGAAAAUCCCUCUAUACCAGCUCAUAGUCAUAGUAUUUGGUUUUUUAUAUGUUGUAAAGAAUUGUUUUCCCUGCUUAUUGCAUUCAACACUGUACCACUGUGCAAUGUCUGAUAUCGAGCUAUUUGAAUAUUUUACAUACAAAGUUUGCUUUGCAGGAUGGACUGAAAGAAAAUCCAUAUAUUGCAAUCUUUUCCUGACAUACAUAUGUACAAAAACAAUAAAUAUGGAAAGAAAAAAAUAUGAAAAAAAAAACAAGAAAAAUACAAACCGAAAAAAAAACAUUGUUUUCCUUUUUUCAGAACAAAAUAAAUAACACUGAAGAAAGUGUGUGAAAUAAGGCUUAAAAUAUAUUUUAUUUUUAUUAUAUGUAUAUAUGAAGAUCCAGAUACAGAUAUGUUGCAUUGCUUUGUUGUACAAAUCAAAAAUGUGCUUGUGGCUAUGUUUUCUAUCUAAUUUAUUUACAGUAAUUUUUGCUUCACUAUUAAAGCUAAAGGGUUGUACACUAA
Paramormyrops kingsleyae is the source of this 3463-nucleotide messenger RNA. It is a transcript of the gene inhbaa, whose product is annotated as inhibin subunit beta Aa. Gene Ontology annotation, molecular function: cytokine activity; growth factor activity. The record is from RefSeq and is a predicted model, not a curated record. NCBI's taxonomy places the organism in Eukaryota, Metazoa, Chordata, Actinopteri, Osteoglossiformes, Mormyridae. Gene Ontology annotation, cellular component: extracellular region.